CUUCCUAUAUAUUCAACCCUUUACAUUAACUUACCUCAGUUCCCGCCACACCAACUAAAGGGAACCUACCUAGCACCACUCAAACAGAAAUAUCAUAAAGAACAUAGGAUGUCGUAUUCUCGUGUAUACACCCCCAAGGGAGCAGGAGGAGGAUCAAAGAAGAUUAAGAAUGGAUUGAGGCUUGAGCAGUCUUGUAUACAAUUCAAAGGAAACACAGAGGCCAAACAAACUUUUGCUCAGGAUUAUCUGCCUGAGCAUGCUGAAAUAGGAGCUUGGUCAGAUCAGACACAGUAUUCGAUCAACAAGAAUAAGCGCUGGGAGCUUCAGGAUAAGAUUGACAAGAUAUUUAAUGAAGAUAUUAACAACCUAAAGAAUGAGAAAUUCAACCUUUUUGCUCUGGUAGACCAUAACCCUCACUUUGACUCCACCAAGAUGUAUUACUCAAACAAAGACGAGAUUCCAAUUGUAAAAGGGAAAUCGAAUAAGUCUCGAGCUCCAGAUCACCAGUUUAAUUCAGAACUAGAUGUUAAACUAGUCAUUGAAGAAAAGAAAAUCUGGAAUGUUUCUAGAACACCUAAAAAACAGAAGAAAGCCCAGAUCAGCAUUGAGGUGGAAGAGGGUCUGGAUGACGACUAUGAUGAUGAGGACCAUGACACCCUCCAGGAGGAUGAAAUCAAGUGUAACAGACAAGAAUGUCAUACUUUGGAAGAUUUCAUUGCUAAAACAUGUGAGAGAAAGAAUAGUCCAGAGUUGAGAUGUGAACCGGUGAAGAAAUCAUACAGAGGAAAAAUCGUCUUUGAUCCUUUAGCAAACAAAAAUCAAAACAACAGUGACUCAGAAGAUGAAGAAUUUGAAGAAAUCAGCCGAUAUGAUCCAGAAGGGGAUACCAUCAUUGUAUUUCUAACAGAACUAGGACUAGCAACAAUCCCUGAUCAUUGGAUAAAUGUAUCAGAAGCCCGAAGCACAAGACUAUCAAUUUACAAUCCAAACACUGGUAUUCUAAUCAUAACAUUUACUGUGUCUGAAGACAGUACUGAGUGUAGAAUGAAAAUCUUAAGUUUGCAAACAGAACUUGAAAACAUUUUAGAUGUGUUUGCAGAGUGUACAACCAUUAAGGAGAUUUGUUUUUUAGCGGAUCAAAUCUUUGCUGGAUCAUCAAAGAAGAAUAAUGUUGAUUUUGGAAAGUAUUCGGUUGUAUCAACAGACCAAGCAUUUCUUGAACUAUUCAACAAAGAAUCAAGUUCUUCUGAAGUGAGUGAAGGUGAUUGCUCCGCAAGUGAUAAACAUACAGCAGCCAGUUGUAUGAUUUGCUUCAGCGAAGAAGAUCUCUGCUACAGCGGGUCUUGUGGAGAUGGAUAUUGCAGCAGUUGCUGGUCUUUGUAUCUUGGUGUCCAGGUCAAAUCAAAGACAAGACUAAUUCUAUGCCCUGCAUAUGGAUGCACCAUUCCUGUCCCAAUUUCUAUUCUUGGAUGGUUUCUCCCCACCACAUGUCUUCUAGACUAUAUUAGUAGAGUUCUUUCCGUUCUGGUUGAAACCAAUAUUAGCAUUUAUGAUUGCCCCAAUUGUAAACACAUUGUAAAACUAAAGGAAUUCAAGCUCGUCAAUGAAGUCAAAUGUGUUUGUGGCGUAGAAUGGUGUCUUUCUUGCAAAGGCCAAUGUCAUUUUCCCUCCAGCUGUCAAGAAAGCCACGAUUUUAUCAACUUCAAGAACAAACUGGAUGAACAUGCGUCACUUGAGACAGAGGUGGAGGUACGUAAAUGUCCAUCAUGUCACACAUUGUGGGAGAAAAUGUGGGGCUGCAACUAUUUGCACUGCACUGUUUGCAACACUGGGUUUUGUUGGGGCUGUGGUAAAAAGCAUGAUGACCAUACUGGUAUCUGUGGAAAGAUAAAUCAACCAUUGGAAAAGAUUGAAAUCUUACCAUUUCCAACCGAAAAUUUUUCAAGACAAAGAAUUGAAAACUUCCAUCUGCAUUUAUCCCUUAAAAGGCAAAAGCUGAGCUCUAAAAAGUAUAGAAUAGAGACAAUGGCACAUAGGUUCUUGGCUGCGGACAGAACCUGGUAUUUCGACAACAUGGAGAAGCACCGACAAGAGAUUUUGGAAAAAACGGAUCGGGGCCUUUUGAUCAUGGACAUCUUAACCAGAGCUGUUAACAUUUGCACAGAGGGUCGUCAAUUCUUGCUAAACUCAGCACUGCGCCGGGAAAACGCUACUGCCUCUGGAAGGAUUAGGAUAAGCCAGAAGUACAUGAAUCUUAUUGAGAUAGAUGAGGCACUUACCAAUCCCACUCUCGGGAAACGCUGGAAAGAGCAGAUUAAACGCCUUGCAACUUUGAUUCAUGUUCUAGAAAGAUCAAUGAAAUUAUCAAAAUAAAAAUAAUGUGAUACUUAAAAUUUUCAAUAUUAAUAUUGUUUGGAAUACAUAAUUUGAAUUCA
Eurytemora carolleeae is the source of this 2435-nucleotide messenger RNA. RefSeq names its product E3 ubiquitin-protein ligase arih1. Gene Ontology annotation, cellular component: cytoplasm; ubiquitin ligase complex. The record is from RefSeq and is a predicted model, not a curated record. The transcript is spliced from 3 exons. Gene Ontology annotation, molecular function: ubiquitin conjugating enzyme binding; 2 iron, 2 sulfur cluster binding; zinc ion binding. The coding region runs from base 109 to 2373 and encodes 754 amino acids. Gene Ontology annotation, biological process: protein polyubiquitination; ubiquitin-dependent protein catabolic process; positive regulation of proteasomal ubiquitin-dependent protein catabolic process. NCBI's taxonomy places the organism in Eukaryota, Metazoa, Arthropoda, Copepoda, Calanoida, Temoridae.